AUGGCUUCGAGUUCUUCACCUGCCUCAAUCACCACUGGGCCGUCACCUUCCGGAUCUCGGAUCGGACGGCCGCCACAGUGGACCGUCUCGAGAUCUCGCAAGCUCGCGAGAUUGUAUCUCUAUACAACGCUUUCCAUCGAAAAAAUCAUCAAAGUGCUCGAGGAGGAUACGUUUAAACCGAGGAAAAAUUCGGCCCAGAAGACCAUCCACAAGAUGCUGGACAACGAUCCUCGCUAUUUGCGGCCCGAGUCUCGCAUUGAGAUGGCCAAGCGCAUCAACAAUCUCUGCAUGUCUCCAACCCGUCGAAGAAGACCAGGGCGGCCCUCAGUGAAAGCAUCUCCAAGCCAACUGGCUGCCCUGGAGUUUCCGGAUGUAGGUGGUCAACGACUCAACGGUGGUCACCGAAAGGGGGGCAAUCUCUCCGUCGCCGAGGCAUCCACCCCUGGGUCAAGCCACAUAACGGGAGACGCCCCUUGGUUUGAAUUUGUAUCCCCCGUUUCCACCUCGAACCCUCCCGCAAGACACACCAAACUCCCCGCAGCCUUCAGAGGCCAGGUGGAACAAAGUAUCGAUGCGACAGACUCAAGCCAGACAGAUUUGUUUGUCCAGGAGGUAAAACGGAGAAUAUCGGACUGCUCCUCACAUUACGCAGCCCAGAUCUCAACGUUAGUUGAAGAAUUUACUAUCGUGGAGACUUCAGAAGAGGAAUCGUCCGCUCGUCGACCAUCCGUCGCUUUAAGCGAAGUUUUCAUGCCAGAGCAACAUGUUGACCCGGAACCAACCCCUGAGGCUUUUGAGGCCUUUCCGGAACCGGGCUUCGCGCUGCCCGGGGAUUUUCUCAGCGCUCAUACCAGGAACUGUGCCGACUUUCCCGGUCAACAGCAUGGGAAAAGAGACUGCUGGUGCUCGAUCGCAGAAGAGACGUCCGCUGGAGAGAAUACAUGGUUGGCGGCAAAGGGUGAACUAAGUGAGCGUGCCAAGCAUGCCAUCAAGCAUCUCCCUUUAAUUGACGCCAGCCUUCGCGACAGCUUCGGCAACACGCUGCUUCACGUUCUCGCCGCAUUGGAGGGGCAACAAGACACACUCCUAAGGAUGGUCAUCAGCUCCAACGUCGAGAAUCUAAAGGCGGUGAAUACUGGUGGCCAGACUUUUCUUCACAUUCUUCAUUUUGAGUGGUUCUCAGAACUUUCAAGCCCGUCGUCACCCCUGACGCGGCUGCUAGCACACGUUAGGAACUCGUGCCCGGACUUGGUCUGCCAAACCGACGUCUACGGCCGCAAUUUCUUUCACAGAGCCCAUUCAAUUGCCCGGGACCCAAGAGCCCUAGCUGGCCUCAUCUUUCCAUUCGAACCCCUGCUCGUGUCAGGCCGUGAUGCCUUCGGUUUCAACCCAGUUUCCGACAGCCGGCAGGGGCGUGAUGGCUUAUACAUCCCGCCCCGUCGGCUUGGUAGCCUUUCACCACCUAUUGAAAGGCUUGCUAAGCCUAACAGGGGCGGCAGCUGGCCUACCUCCUCCGCUGAUGAAGGCUCUUUCCUGGCUUACCACGCACGACUCGUCAACGUCAUCCAGUCCUCCUACAACAACCCAAAUGCCGAAGACCCCGAAGGUCGUAACGGCCUGCAUUGCCUCGCAGAGGCAAUCCUCAAUCAGCAGACAAUGGAUCGCCACGUGCAAGUCCAGCGGGGCGUCCUGGCCACAGCCUCCUCUACCGCUUCCUCACCCUCCUCCUACCCAUUCAGUCGUCCGCACCUAAAGCGGAAGCUCACAGACUCGAUUACUGAGGUCUACCCCCUUAGCCCAGGGGUAACUUCAGGGGCUUCCUCCCCAUCCCCGCAAACACCCCCUGCUGAGGAAGGGAGCCUUCCAACCCGCCUGCGCCACCUGCAGGGGCUCUUGCACCCGUCAGUCAACGUGGACGUGCACCACUACGACAGGCGCGGCACGACGCCGCUGAUGGCCUUUAUCGAGCACAUAUCGGACGACCAAGAUGACAAGGCCAAGACGCUGCAGACCAUCAUCGAGACGCUGAUCCGCGCGGGCGGGCCCCGCUGCGUGGAGGCACGGAACCGCCGCGCCGAGACGCCAUUGCUCCUGGCGGCGCGCCUCGGCCGCAAGGUAGCCCUUGCCGUCCUCCUUGAGCACGGCGCCAACGUCCACGUCCGGGACGUGGACGGGCGCGGGCUGCUCGAGGUUCUGGAUAGUGAAGUUGACAGCGCCCGCGCACGGAGUGAUGUUAGCCUCUAUGCGAGGCUCGAGGCUUGCAGAGUGUUGUUGACCGGUCGGAGGGAUUGGGGGGUGCAGUACAAAGGUGGAAUUGUGAGAGAGUGGAGGGUGAGGGAAUAG
Canariomyces notabilis is the source of this 2343-nucleotide messenger RNA. RefSeq lists its product as uncharacterized. The transcript has 3 exons. Gene Ontology annotation, cellular component: cytoplasm; nucleus. Gene Ontology annotation, molecular function: protein binding. The coding region runs from base 1 to 2343 and encodes 780 amino acids. The record is from RefSeq and is a predicted model, not a curated record. Lineage: Eukaryota; Fungi; Ascomycota; Sordariomycetes; Sordariales; Chaetomiaceae.